CAACCUUUUUCAUCUCUAUUUACUCCUCUUCUCAGUUCUUACCAUUCUUCUCUCUUCCUACUUUUCUUGAACAAGUCUUUCGCUGAAUAUUAGUAGCCCACUAUUUACUCAGCCGGCCUUUCCUGAUCGCCAAUCUCAUAUUUCUUCUCUUAUUCAACUUCGUCCUCUUCUUUCCAGAAAUGGCGUAAAGGAAUUUCUGCAGCUGAUUGGUAGAGACAGAGAUAAGAACUCCCCAGAAGAAGAAGAAAGACUAAAGAGAUGGAAAACUGGAAGAAAAUUGCAGUGGUGGUUUUGCCAAUUGUGCUUUUACUAGUACUUGUGAUUGUAUUUCUUAGAAGAUUAUAUUCAUCCGGAAGACGGCAGGAUCGUAUAGGAACAUUAAAACACACAGAGAGUUUACAAUCUGGGAUUUCAAAGCUUCAUCUACAAUACAACUCAACAAAUGAUCAUCAAAAGAAAAGGAGGACUAAUUAUUAUGUUUUUAGACGUGGUGGGUUGCCAGUAAAACCUCUGUUUAGUUGGUCAGAUUAUCCAUCACUUGUUACAGAAGCAGUUGAAUAUGGUUGGUCAAGGUUUGCAUUUACAGGCUAUAUGCAAUCAUUAUCUUCUUCAACGUCGACGGCACGAUCGGUUUUACUAGGUUUAUGUUCAUCUGGUGAUUAUUUUCAUGGAAGCAGAGAAAGUGAAGCUGAAAUUAGUUGGGAAAUCUGCAAUGGAUCAGUAGAUUUCAUGCAGAAAAUCAAACUUAAUUCAGGGGUUAGUAUUAAUAAGAAGGGUAUAAUUAGUUCAUCUCCUCUACCUUCAGGUGCUUCUUCUGUUAUUAAAACUGCACUUCCAUUACCAGGACCAUCUUUAGGAAACUAUUCAUUUCCUCAGGAAGCUUAUUUUGAGAUUACAAUCUUAUCAAUGAAUGAAGCUGAUGAAAAUGAUGUGAAUUUUAAGGGGAGUAAAAAAGGAGAUCAAGGUGAGAAAACUAAGCUAAUGCAAGAAACAGAAGGUGGGAGCCCGAGUGGCCGGUCGGAUUCAUUAACGCAUAUUACAAUUACCAGUAGCAUGGACAGUAAAAGGUUUGAAGAAUUGAAAGCUAUUGGAAACAAGGAAGAAACUAAAGAGGAAGGUAUAAUGAUGUCAUUGGGGCUUGCAGUUGGUGGUACCCUUCCUUCUAAACUACCUGGUAGCUAUCCUGGGUCAAUUGGACUCAAUUCUAAUGGUUCUGUGUACCUUGAAGGAACCUAUCUUAUGUUUGAAAGUCACAAAGCAAAAUGGGGCACUAAAGGCAAGGUAAUCGGUUGUGGAUUCAAUCCAGAUGAGAAGAAAGUGUAUUUCACAGUAGACUCAGAAUUGGUACAUGUUAUCCAUUGCAAAUCUGAAGAAUUUGGAGGUCCACUUUUUCCGACUCUGGCAGCCAAUGUUAAAGCUACAGUUUUGAUUAAUUUCGGGCAAGCGGAGUUCAGGUAUGAACCAGCAAAUGCUGAACGGACUCCGAACCCAUGCUUCAUUGGAGCUCUGGGGCUUGGAAAUGAAGAUAGCCAAGAGCUUUUCUCUCUCGGAAGAAUCAAUUCGCAAACCUACAACCACUACCACUACAACGAAAGCUACCACAGCGACAAUGUAUCACAGUCCAUCGAAGGAGAAACUGACACGGAUGAUUUUUAUGAUAUAAGCCUGGAGCAGAGUAAACACACUGGCAUACAUAAAAGCGAAGUUUAACUUUACUUAAACUCACAAUAUUAGCACAUACAAUGAAAUCAGUGUCAUACAGUCCUAACAGUUUCAAUUCAUAGUUGAAUGGAUGAAAAUAUAUAAAAAGGAAGGGAAAUCGUAGCUAGGUAUACAUGCACAUUUUUGCCAGUGUAACUCCAGUGUUUGUAUCAUGUAUGAUCUGUGUAUAUAUAUUUUUGUUACUGAGACAGCAACAAGUAGCAUAGCUUAAUCUUUUCUCCAGUUGGGAGCAGGAUGCAGUGUGUAUAAUGUACUUUUCCAGUUAACUCUUUCUUUCAAGCCAAACUUGGCAGUAAAUAAACAGGUGAAGAUUUCAUCUAAA
Messenger RNA from Papaver somniferum (opium poppy), 2044 nucleotides. RefSeq lists its product as uncharacterized. NCBI's taxonomy places the organism in Eukaryota, Viridiplantae, Streptophyta, Magnoliopsida, Ranunculales, Papaveraceae. The transcript has 2 exons. Gene Ontology annotation, biological process: cell-cell adhesion. Gene Ontology annotation, molecular function: protein binding. The record is from RefSeq and is a predicted model, not a curated record. The coding region runs from base 259 to 1710 and encodes 483 amino acids.